AUGCACAGUCACACUGGGGAGAUUCCGUACGGGUGCCCGGAAUGUGGGAAAGCCUUCUCUCUGAGGAGUAAACUGACCAAGCAUAUUUUGUUGUCUCACAAUGGGAUGAAGCCCUUUGAAUGCCAUGAGUGCGGGAAAGCAUUUCCCCUGAAGAAUAAACUCGCCUUGCACAUGAGAAUUCAUACUGGCGAGAAGCCUUUCGGCUGCAAUCAGUGUGGGAAGACGUUUUCUCAGAAGUGUAACCUCAACAAACAUGUGAAAAUUCAUACUGGUGAAAAGCCUUUCAGCUGCAUGGAAUGUGGGAAAUCAUUUCCUCAGAAUUAUAGGCUUGAAAAGCACAUGAGGAUCCAUGCAGAAGCAAGAGAGUCUGCUCUUGUGCAGUGA
Macrobrachium nipponense is the source of this 384-nucleotide messenger RNA. Its product is annotated as gastrula zinc finger protein XlCGF8.2DB-like. The coding region runs from base 1 to 384 and encodes 127 amino acids. Lineage: Eukaryota; Metazoa; Arthropoda; Malacostraca; Decapoda; Palaemonidae. Gene Ontology annotation, biological process: regulation of DNA-templated transcription. The record is from RefSeq and is a predicted model, not a curated record. Gene Ontology annotation, molecular function: RNA polymerase II cis-regulatory region sequence-specific DNA binding; DNA-binding transcription factor activity, RNA polymerase II-specific. The transcript has a single exon.